Pygocentrus nattereri (red-bellied piranha) is the source of this 2133-nucleotide messenger RNA. It is a transcript of the gene twist3, whose product is annotated as twist3. The coding region runs from base 670 to 1299 and encodes 209 amino acids. The record is from RefSeq and is a predicted model, not a curated record. Gene Ontology annotation, molecular function: RNA polymerase II transcription regulatory region sequence-specific DNA binding; protein dimerization activity; DNA-binding transcription factor activity, RNA polymerase II-specific. The transcript is spliced from 3 exons. Gene Ontology annotation, biological process: developmental process; regulation of transcription by RNA polymerase II. Lineage: Eukaryota; Metazoa; Chordata; Actinopteri; Characiformes; Serrasalmidae.
GAACAUUUUUGAGAGGGUCAGAGAGAACGUGUGCUGCAUAUAGGUCCUUGAGGUUCUUAAGCACAGAAAGAAGAGAAAAAACACAAGAAACCAAGACGUGGAUCGAGAACGGUCCUGGAGAACCAGGAGAACCAAGAAGAGACCAGGAUCAAGACCAGCAUUGGAGGAUCAAGAAGAGUUAGAAGAUUAAGGAACAAAGAAGUGGAUCGAGAACAGCGUUGUAGGACCAGGAGAACCAAGAAAGUAAAGCCAAGGUUAAGAAAAGCUUUGGACGACCAGGAGAACCAAGAAACUAAGACCAGGAGCAGCAUUGGAGGACCAAGAGGAGAUAAAAGGCUUAGAAAUAAAGACGUGCAUCAAGAACAGCAUUGGAGGACCAAGAAACCCAACAACCUAAGGCCAAGAUCAAAAACAGCACUUGAGGACUAACAGGAGAUUAAACGUCAAUUAACUAAGACGAGUAUCAAGAAGAGCAUUGAAGGACCAGGAGAACAGAUUAAUUUAGACCAGGAUCAAGAAGAACAUUGGAGCAGAUAAAAGAUAAAAAAGUGCACCAAGAAGAGCACUGGUGGAUUAAAGGCCAAGAAACCAAGAAAAAAGGCCAAGAAACCAAGAAGAGCACUGGAGCACCAGGAGACGACAGCAGUCAGGGACAGGAAACUAUUUGCUAUGAGAGAAGAGGAGACCUGUGGUGAUUUCCCUGAAGGUGGGGUGCUUCCUAAUGAAGACGAAGCAGAACGUCGCCCCAAUAAAUGCCCCGUCGUUGUUGCACCCCAUGGUUCUGGUGGACGAAAGCGGUUAACCAGCCCCAAGAAAGAAGUCACUGCCCAACUGACACCUGAGGAUAAAACUGGAUCUGAGGGUACAUCUACCUUCGCUCCCUCUGGCCCUAAGCGGCCCAAAAAGAGCUCUCCUUCCUCUUCUUCUUCAUCGUCGUCCUCGUGCUCCUCACUAGUCCCAGUGAUCAGUGCAGGUUCGCCACUUCCUGGUCAGUCUUUUGAAGAUGUCCACUCUCAGAGAGUCAUCGCUAAUGUCCGAGAAAGGCAGCGCACUCAGUCGCUGAACGACGCCUUCGCUUCUCUUAGAAAGAUCAUCCCGACCUUGCCCUCGGACAAGCUUAGCAAGAUCCAAAUCCUCAAGCUAGCAUCACGCUACAUCGACUUCCUCUACCAGGUGCUUCAGAGUGAUGAGAUGGACGCUAAACUGGCCAGCUGUAACUAUCUGGCCCACGAGCGGCUGAGCUAUGCCUUCUCAGUCUGGAGAAUGGAAGGAGCUUGGUCCAUGUCUGCCAGCCACUAGCCGCUAGCCAGCUAAUUUGAAUAAGAAACUUAUCAGAUCUACCAACUUCAGCGCUCUGCUUAAAAAUUGACUCUUUGGUCCACUUGUUGGUUCUUCUCGCUUCGCUCUCUGACCGCUAUUAGCCUGAUUACAUGCCCAAGGAACCUCCAGCUGACCCCGACGACCUUUCCUACACUCAACUUCCCAGUACUUCUGACCUUUGACCUUCAUGCUCCUGUCCUCUUUCAGGUUCUCAGCACACACCCCUACAGAUCCCUGCAUCCUCCUGCCCUCCUGAUCCAGACUCAGCUCUCAAAGCUACUGCACUCAUUCAGAUAAAAACACGGACUUCACUCUUCACAGCAGAGCUGAUCUGGAGCCUAACGCUGGACAAACACUGACCUAGAGUCAGUCUGUUUUCUUUUCAAACCCAUUGGAGCUGGAUUAGUUUUCCCAGGGGGGAGUGCGUAAAUGUAAUGUAAAGUGUGUGAUUUGUUUAGCUAACUGGUUUAAGAUUGAGUAUCUGUGUAAAUUAACUGAAAUCAUGAAAAAUCACACUAAAGCUAAUUAGAAUUCAGUUUCUGUCAUCAACAUUUAGACCACACAAGAUUUCAAAUGGUCAGUUCCACAAUUAUUACUGUCAAUUAUUACUGUAAAAACUACACACACUGCAGAUUCAUACUGGAUUAAAACCACUUUACAAUUAUUACCACCAGACUGUUAAACUACACACACUGCAGAUUCAUACUGGAUUAAAACCACUUUACAAUUAUUACCACCAGACUGUAAAACUACACACACUGCAGAUUCAUACUGGAUUAAAAUCACUUUACAAUUAUUACCGCCAGACUGUAA